Fomitopsis serialis is the source of this 3144-nucleotide messenger RNA. Its product is annotated as cytochrome P450. The transcript has 21 exons. The record is from RefSeq and is a predicted model, not a curated record. Gene Ontology annotation, cellular component: cytosol. The coding region runs from base 1 to 3144 and encodes 1047 amino acids. Lineage: Eukaryota; Fungi; Basidiomycota; Agaricomycetes; Polyporales; Fomitopsidaceae. Gene Ontology annotation, molecular function: heme binding; flavin adenine dinucleotide binding; aromatase activity.
AUGACGGCGCAGAUCCCCUCCCCACGGACGCUCCCCUUCCUGGGUAACGUCACGCAGAUCGAGAAGGAGGUGCCCCUCCGCUCGUACGUCCUCCUCUCGCGCCAGUACGGCGAGAUCUACCGCCUCAUGCAAUUCUCACAGUCGACGCUCGUGGUCAGCUCGUACGAGCUCACGAACGAGGUGAGCGACGAGAAGCGGUUCAUCAAGAACCCCGGCGGCGCGCUCGAGCAGGUGAGGCACGGCGUCGGCGAUGGGCUGUUCACGGCAAAGCCCGGAGAAGAGAAAUGGGGCAUCGCCCACCGUCUCCUGAUGCCCGCCUUUGGCCCGACCGCUCUCAAAAGCAUGUUUGACGACAUGAACGACAUCGCUAUGCAGCUGAUUACCAAAUGGGAACGGUCACUGGUGAAAUCAUUGUGCCUGUCAGCUUCGGACUUCACCAGGCUCGCGUUCGACACUAUCGCCUACUGCUCGAUGUCACAUAGAUUGAACUCAUUCUACAGGGAAACGAACCACCCCUUCGUGCAAGCGAUGGGCGACUUCCUGGUCGAGUGCAUGGGGCGCCCGUUCCGCCCACCCAUCGUCACGAACAUGAUGGGUUACAACAUCAAGUACGAAGAGGAUAUCAAGGUGCUUGCGGACCUUGCCAACCAGAUCGUUGCGGACCGCAAGGCGAACCCGACGGAGAAGAAUGAUCUGUUGAACAGGAUGCUGAACGGGAAGGGUUCCAAGACGGGAAAGGGAUCGGACGACGAGAACAUCAAGAACAACUCUUGCACUGAUGAGUUGUCAUCCGCAGGGACCCUUUCGUUCCUCACGUACUACCUGCUCAAACACCCCCAUGUGAUACGUAAACUGCGCGAAGAAGUGGACGAGGUGUUCGGCGACCGGCCUCCACAAGUCGACGACCUCGGCAAGCUUCCCUACCUCACAGCAUGCCUGCGGGAGACACUGAGAUUGUCGCCACCUGCGCCGUUGCGGAACGUCGAAUCCGUCGAUGACACGACUCUCUGCGGCGGGAAGUACGCAGUGAAGAAGGGCGAGGCCGUCACUGUGCUUGAGGUGGUCAUGAUGAGAGACCCGAAGGUCUGGGGCGAAGAUGCUGACGAGUUUAAACCGGAACGUAUGCUGGAAGAGAACUUCGCUAAACUUCCUCCGAACGCUUGGCAACCCUUCGGGUAUGGCAUGCGUGGAUGCAUCGGCCGCGCCUUCUUCUGGCAAGAAGCGCUUCUUAUGGUGUCGCUCAUCGCCCAACGGUUUCACCUCGUCAUGGACGACCCUUCCUAUGAACUGCACAUCAAACAUGCCAUGAGCAUCAAGCCCGCGGACUUCCAUAUCCACGUCAUGCGGCGCAAGGAUCGUUCUGUGCACUAUGCGAUUCCUACGGCAGUUUCGUCGCAGGUACCGCACCAGACAAGACAGCAGGCCCAGGCCGCUGUGGCUAGUGGGGAGGGCAAGCAGCCUAUGUACGUGUUGUAUGGGUCGAACACGGGGACGAGCGAGGCGUUUGCACAGAGGGUUGUUAGCGGAGCUCCUGCGCACGGGUUCCGUGCUACUAUGGGCACUCUGGACGCGUUCGCUGCCAGGCUCCCGACAGACGGCCCCAUAGUUGUAAUCACGGCAUCAUUCGAAGGGGAACCGGCGGACAACGCUGCCCACUUCGUCGAGUGGCUCACGAACCUCAAGGGAAAAGAGCUCGCAAAUGUCGCAUUCGGCGUCUUCGGCUGCGGGAAUCGUGACUGGGCCCAGACCUACCAACGUAUUCCCACUCUGAUCGACAGGUUGUUGGAGGAAGGGGGCGCGCGGAGGACGGUUCCCCGCGGUGCGGGCGAUGCGAACGCAGCGGACUUCUAUGAGAAGUUUGAUGAGUGGGAGGUCCUACUGUGGCAAACGAUGUCAAAGGCAAGGCUUGAGAUGAAGACGGUCGAUGAGGGCACGACGCGUGCAUCGGUCUUGCGCCAGCCUGAUGUUGCGCUCGGUACGGUGAUCGAGAACAGACUACUCACCGGACCUGGCGUUCCCGCUAAGAGACACUUGGAGUUCGAGCCCCCUGAAGGCACGGCCUACAGGGCUGGAGACUACCUAGCUAUUCUGCCUUCAAACCCAGAUAGAGACGUGCACAGGGUCAUCGCGCGGUUCGGUCUCUCCCCUGAACAAGAGGCAAAUUGUCCUCUCGUCAAACGGCUCACUCCCUUGCCAGUCGGACGGCCUAUCACCGUUCAAGCUCUUCUCGCGGGCUACGUGGAGCUCUGUCAAACUGCUACCACGCGCGACCUCCGCGUGCUCAUGGCCGUCGAGAAUGCGCCCGCCGAGGCCCUUCAAGCGCUCUCCGACUCCUACGCCGACAAAGUUCUUGCCACCCGCCUCAGCGUACUCGAGAUCCUCGAGGAACACCCCUCGCUUGCACUCCCCUUCCUCGCAUACCUCCAACUCUUGCUCGCCAUGCGUAUCCGGCAAUACUCCAUCUCGUCUUCGCCGCUCUGGAACCCUUCGCACGUGACGAUCACGGUGAGCGUGCUCGACGCGCCCGCGCACUCCGGCCGCACGCACGCGUUCCUCGGAGUCGCGUCGACGUUCCUCGCAGGCAUGCGGGCGGGCGACAAAGUGCAAAUUGCCGUCAAGGCCAGCGGCGUGGCGUUCCACCCGCCCGCGGACCCCGCUGUGCCGAUGGUGCUGUUCGCGGCGGGCUCGGGGCUCGCGCCGAUGCGCGGGUUCCUGCAGGAGCGCGCGAUGCAGAAGAAGGCAGGGCGCGAUGUUGGGAAGAGCGUGCUGUUCUUGGGGUGCCGGAAACCCGGGGAUGACUUCUUGUAUGCGGAGACGGACCUCAAGGAGUGGCGCGAGCUCGGCAUCGUGGAUGUGAGGCCGGCGUUCUCGAGGGCACCUGAGGAGUCGGAGGGGUGCAAGUACGUCCAAGACCGCGCAUGGCACGACCGGUGCGAGAUCAACGACGCGUACAAGGCACACACUAGAGUAAGUGCACACCCUCUCAAUUCAUGCUUUACCUCUGGGAAUCUUAAUGUCGCGCAGGGCAUCAAGGACGUGCUCCUCCGGAUCAUCAAGGCCAACCAUGCCGUCGACGACGCAGAGGCGGAGGCGAUCUUCGGGCGCAUCACGCAGGGCCGGUAUGCCACGGAUGUCUUCGAGUGA